UCCUGUGGUCCAGAAACCCAGAAACAGGCAGGAGGGGUCUGGGGGUUACUGAGUCCAAACUCGUUCUGCUGGCCACACGACAGGCCAAUAAAUCGGAAGACGAGGUGUUGGGGCAAGGAAUAGCGACAUUAUUCGGAAAGCAGGCAGACCGACGGAGAGGAUGGCCAACUAAAUAUCUUGGAGAACCAUCCUCCCCCAGUCAGAAUACAGGCUCUUUUUACACAAAAAAACAGAGGAGGGGGUGCGGUUGGUUGUUACAAACUUCCCCACUUUCCUUCCCUCCCCCCUCCCUCCCCUGGCACUUGAAUGCUUCACCAAGUUUCCGAGGAGGCCUGGACAUGACGCACGGACAGACAGGGGUGGAAUCACUGUACACAGUAUUCCGGGACACAGAGACCGUGUUUCAUGUCUCCACAAAGCUGCCGUCUACCGAGGGAGACACCCAGCAGCUCCAGAGAAAGAGACACAUUGGGAAUGACUUUGUGGCCAUCAUCUUCCAAGAAGAAAACACACCGUUUGUCCCAGAUAUGAUUGCAUCCAACUUCUUACAUGCCUACGUUGUAGUGCAGGCUGAGAACCUGGGCAUGGAGACCCCAUCCUACCAGGUUGCAGUCACUGCCCGGGAAUACGUGCCUGCUUUUGGCCCACCUCUGCCCAGCCCCAUGUUUUCCAGAAGACCGGACGAAGGCAGCCCUCCUGGACAACCUUCACGACGAACUCCACGCCCACACGCAGGCCAUGCUGGGACUGGGCCCAGAAGAGGACAAGUUUGAGAGUGGGGGCCAUGGGGGAUUCCUGGAGUCUUUCAAGGUGUGGAGAAACAUGGCAGGACCAGAGCUGGCCGGCCCUGUCCUCCAUGGAAGCUGAGGUUGGGCUGAGACCCUCAAGAACACGGCCACACAUCUGGGUCAUAACACCCUCCCCUUGUUCCAUCGGUGGGUUUUAGAUGAAGGAGCAGUGACUGCAGCCUCACUGGGGAUUUAAGAAGGCCACCUGAACAUAUCCCACCUGGGGCUCUUUAGAGAUACUAUUUCCCUCUGCCUGAACCCUCUGCCAGGCACAUUCAUAUGUGCACACACGUGCACAUACACACACACACACAGGGCCUGCACCAAGUAAACCACUACUCCCUCCCUUAAGUCUUACCUAAAAAUUCAGUUCCCCAGGGCAUCACACAGCACCCGGCAAAUGGUAGGCCCCGGCCUGCUUUCCCCUGACAUGUGCUGGGUGUUAAUACGGGCCCGACCCGUCACGGGGUGGUGAGCAGUGUAGAAAAAUGAUAGGCCAGGAAUGCCACGCCCGGGACAUUCUAACCCCGAGCUGGCUGGUACCUGGCCUCGCCCACCUGUGCAGCGCCCACGGUCAGUUCAAGGUUGCCAGCGUCCUGUUCCUUCUCAUCUGAAUUCCUCAGACCUGGACCCUAGGUGAGGCACCUGCUCUACUACAAAACUUUUUGGUGCAUAAAGCACUAGAGAAAUCCCCAAAGACUGUUUUGACGACAUCAAAAUGUGAAACUUCUGAAGGUUAAAUAAACAAUAAGCAGAGUUAGAGGGAAUCACAAUCUGGGGGAAAUAUUUGCCACUAGUGUAAAGCAUAAAAGAUAUCAGAGAUAUGAAAGUUCAACCAGUCUUUAUUGAGGGUGAGCAUUCUCUGGGCACUGGGGUAAAGGACUGGAGGCUGGAGUAGCCGCUGAGUAGGUUGUCUGUGUGUGAACUGCACUCCUGGAGGUGUGGUGGUGAAAGGGCCUGGAUGGAGGCCGGUCAGAGGGAUCCGCAUCCUGGGAGAGCUCCAGAGGGGCAGAGCGAGGCACACAGGAGGGGCUGAGAGGGAUGGUGUGGCUGGACCACAGAAAGCAAAGGGACAAGGCCAGGACGCAAGGGUGGGGAUGUUGGCUGGGCCACACCACCCCGGGCCUGGUGGUCCUUUUCUUGUUUAAUUUUUUAUACUUUAUUCUAAGAGCCAUGGGAAACCAUGGGUGGAUUUUAAGCAGGGGCCACAAGGUUGAAUUUGCCUUUUCCAAGCUCACUCUGGCUGGUAAAUCAAAGAAUGGUUGAGAGGCGGGUAGGGCUAGAUGUGGGAACUGAUAGGACGUGUGGCUAUUGUACAAGGUCAGGUGAGAGACAGUGAGGGCUUGGGGUGGGAGGUGACACAACUUUCAGAUGACUGGACGCGUCAACAGCCUGACGAUGAUGCUGCGAGAGACCAGAGCCAGAGUCGCCCCUCUGAGCCACUCCCAGAUCCCAACCCUCGAAACACUCUUGAGAUAAUAAAUAUUUGUUAUUUUAAACUGCUAAGUUUGGGGGUAAUUUUUAAUGCAGCAAUAGAUAACAAAUACACUCAUGGCUUGUUUUAAUCAAUCUUUUCAUGUAGCAAAUAUUCAUUGAGCAACUACUUACUCAAAAGAGAAAUCAUACUUAAGAAACUUUUUAGGUAAAAGGCGGAGGCUACCAAGUAGUACGCAGAAUAUAAUCUGAUUUUUGUUAAAGUGUGUGUUUGUGCACACAUGGUAGAUGUUUAAAAGGAUAUUUACAUACCACAAUGUUUAUUACUUUCUGCUUUAAAUUUUCCUGUGUUGUCUGAGUUUCUUUAUAGGAGCAUGUAAAACCUUUAUAAGCAGGUAAAAACAAUGCUGUGAUUUCCAUUUGGGGAAACAAAAGCAUCUUAACGUACCCUCCUAGGAGAGCUGGAAGGCAGUGUGUUCAAACUCAGUGUUUCACAUGCUCUGAACCACGUGCCAGUUGCCUGCAGGAUCUGUUAAAAUGCUGAGCCGAUUCAGUGGGUUUCUGGUGGGGCCUGAGAUCCAGUAUUUUCCUAAUAAGCUCUCGGGUUAAGAAGAGGUAGCUGGCCCAAGGACUAGACUCUUGAGUAGCCAGGCUCUAAAGCAACCCUGAAUUUAGAGCUCAGGGCUGUGGGAUUGAAUCCUGACUAUCCUAAGGUGUAGUUCAGCCUUGGGAAAAACACAUAACUGACCUGGUCUUUGUUUCCUUUUUUAAGGAAGGAGGUAGACUAGAUCUGUCAUUGUUAAGACUCUGUCCUUUGAUGCUGAAUCCUCGCUUACUGCUGAAAUGGCCCUAAGCCAGCUUUGCAAGCCAUAAUACCCACCUCUUCAUGUGAGAUGUGUUGCUGGCCUCUGUGGGGUACGCACCCAGAGUCUCCUCACCAGCAGGAAGGAAAAAGAGUCCCUGCUGGUCUGUGUGUCUCUGUGUCCCUGCAGUCCCUCUUCCUUCCAGGUGAUGGCAGCAGAGGAAAAGGAGUCCCAGAGGGCAGCGGCCAGGCACCCAAGCGGGACAAGUGGGCAUUUAUUUGUACAUGUUCUUUCAAAAGAUUACAAGAUGAACUGUGCCAGUUCAAAUUCACGUGCUUUAUUUGUUUAGGAUUCGGGCUCCAGGUUUUUGUUCCAGAAAGAUUUGAAGCAUUAUUCUAAGUGGAAGAAUUCAGGAUUAAAAAUAGAAACCAUGCAGAACUUUUACCUGGCACCUGAGCUGCACGUGGGCAAUGAAUGUGGAGGACGCGGCCACGUGCUAGCCAGCCUGAGCACCGCCAGGCUCCGGCUGAGAGCUGGGGAUUAUUUUUGCGUCCUAGCCUGAUAAUCAUGGUGGUUGUCCCCCCAUUUCACAUAUGUGGAAACAGAUUCAGGGAGGCCAGCACUGUGACCCCUGUCCCUUGGCUUGUUAAGUGGCAGAGCCAAGACCCUUCCCAUACAUCCCUCUGCCUCCUUUGGGUGACACAACUUUCUUUAUUUUCUGGCCCAUUUUCAUUUUCUACCUACCUUUGCAGAGAGAAGGGUUUUGUUGCUUUGUUUCCUUGAGAUUAAAUCUAUCAAAAUGUAGGAAAUUGACCCGAGCCCACAGUGUUGUCCAUGACAGUUGUUCAGGUGCAGUCUGUGUCACGGCUGGAUGUGAACUAAGUUACAUCAAAGGCUGACGGCAGCAGGGAAACUGUGAGGUCACUGAGACUGAGAAACUGGUUCAGUCCUGUUGUUUCCUGAUGAUUUCCUCCACUGCAGUCACCCUGGUCUCCUCAACGUUCCUCCAACACUCCACACGUGCUCCGAUCUCUGGGCUUUGGCACCUGCUGUUCCCUCUGCCUCUAACACGUUUCCUUGAUAUCAGCAAAGCUCACUUAAUUGCCUCCAAGUCUUUGCCCGGAUAAUUCUUCCAGGAGCACCCUGGCCUCCCUACUACUCCACUCUGCCCCUCAGCCCUCUCCCCCUCACCUUGCCCUGUUUUUCCCAUGGUGCUCAUCACUUCUGGCACCCCAUAUAACUGGCUUUGCAUUACGCCAUUGAUCUAUUUAUGUGUUUACUACUACUAUGUUGUUGUGAUAUGUUGAAUAGUAAUAAUUUUAAACUGAA
Messenger RNA from Vicugna pacos (alpaca), 4354 nucleotides. The record is from RefSeq and is a predicted model, not a curated record. Lineage: Eukaryota; Metazoa; Chordata; Mammalia; Artiodactyla; Camelidae.